This is a messenger RNA of Megalopta genalis, 14393 nucleotides long. Lineage: Eukaryota; Metazoa; Arthropoda; Insecta; Hymenoptera; Halictidae. The record is from RefSeq and is a predicted model, not a curated record.
GUGACUCAAUGGAACUAGAUCUGGAUGGAUUGCUGUACAUUGGGGGCGUAGGCGCCCCAUUUGCACCCCUAACAGUGCCUCCAGUACUGUGGACAGGUACUCUGAGACAGGGCUACGUCGGCUGCAUGAGGGAGCUUGUCAUAGACGGCUUGCAGAUCGAUAUAGUCGGUUAUGCUCAACAACAGGACUCUGGCGCUGUCAGACCAGCUUGUCCUUCUUACCAACCCCACUGUCCCUCGGAGCCUUGUAUGCACGGCGGCCAUUGUCUCGAGGGGUGGAACAGGUUUCAUUGCGAUUGUACCGCGACGCCCUUCACCGGUCCUACAUGCGGAAAAGACGCGUCAACGCUGCAUCUGAACGGAACGCAACAGAUGACGGCGCUCAUGCCAGAGGACUCGAGAACGCAAGCCGAAGAACUCAGCCUGCGUUUCAAAACCACGAGGUCGCAGGGACUGCUUUUGGCAACGAGUCUGGAGAACAGCUCCGAUAGAUUGCAAAUCUACCUGGAGAUGGGCAAAGCGAAAUUGCUGAUCCACAUCGGUGACAAGGAAAAGACUCUAAUGGUUGGGCAAGGUCUGAACGAUGACAUGUGGCACACACUGAAGUUUACGAGAAGAGCCACCGCCCUGAAGUUCCAAGUCGACAACGACCCUGCCGUUCAAACUGAGGCCCAACUCGGCAAGCAAGGGAUCCUAGAGUUCCGCACUCUUCACGUGGGUGGCUACGUGCACGUCGGAGAGGAGAUCCCCCAUUUUGUCGGGCAAAUGCAGCAGAUCUGGUUCAACGGUUAUCCUUAUCUCGAGAUAGCGAGGAGCUCCGGAAAUCAUCCAGCUUCCCACCAAAGUGUCACGCCGAUCAUCAGGGUCACGGGGAAAUUCGGCAAGCGUAACCAUCCGGUCCACUAUCCGGUGACCUUCAGGUCGAAGCACACGUUCAUCGGACUGCCUGUGCUGAAAGCGUACGUGGAAACGAACAUCUACUUCCAGUUCAAGACAAAGGAGGCGAACGGUUUGAUCCUGUUCAACGCCGGUCGUGAACGAGACUUCAUUGCCGUGGAGCUGGUGAACGGGCACAUUCAAUAUGUAUUCGAUUUAGGCGACGGACCUGUCAGGGUCAGGGACAACUCAAGGUCGCGGUUAAACGACGGCAAAUGGCACGCUGUCAGCAUCGGCAGACCGGCGCCCAAGAGGCACACGCUGGCUGUUGAUGACCAUGUCACUGUUGUCAGUAGCCAGGGUAGCAACGAAAACCUCGACCUCGAUGGGAUAUUGUAUAUCGGUGGAGUGGACAAGCUACAGUACAGUCAACUGCCGAAGCAAAUCCUCAGCAGCCACGGGUUCGAGGGUUGUCUGGCGUCAUUGGAUCUCAGCGGUGAAAGCACCAACCUUAUCGUGGACGCGGUGGUCCCCAGCUCUCUGGUGGAAUCCGGCUGCAAUAUGUACGCCAAUCUGCACCCUGGGAAAAAAUGCACUCACGACCUGUGCGCGAAUCACGGCACCUGCGUGCAACAAUGGAACAGUUACACCUGCGACUGCGAUAUGACCAGUUUCACCGGGCCGACGUGCAACGACGAGGCGAUAGCAUACGAAUUCGGAGCUGGAAGAGGACUUAUCAUGUACACGUUCCCUCCAGACCGAAAACCAGAGAUGAAGAGGGAUACAGUGGCCUUCGGCUUCGUUACCAGUGUAAACGACGCUGUACUGCUUAAGAUCGAGUCCGCUGCCAGCCAUGAUUUCCUCGAAAUCGAAAUUGUGAAGGGCAACGUGGUCGUCGUUUACAACAUGGGCACGAACAACCAUCUGAUCGACGAGGUCGGCGUGAAGGUCAACGAUAACCAAUACCACGUUGUGAGGUUCACAAGAACAGGGCCGAACGGCACGUUACAAAUCGACGAUUACAAUCUGCUAACGAAUCAUCCGUCCGGUCGCCAGCUGACAGUCUUCAACAGUCAGUCGGCCAUUCUAGUUGGUGGUCGAUUGAACCGCAACGUGGGCAGAAUAGAACGGCCAUUUUUGGGGGUGAUCGCCGGUUUGGUAGUGAACGGUGCACGAAUCCUGGAGCUCGCUGCCUCGAAAGAUGGCAGAGUCACUACCAGAGGGGAUGUCCAACUGAUGCCCGCCGGAAGUCUUCUGGAUCGAGCGGCACCUCUGCAAAGAAUGCAACAGACACCAGCGUCCGGUUUUCCCGGUGUCAUGGACGACCUCAUAUUUUCUGGCGCCGGAAGCGGCUGCACCGCCGACGACGAGGACGAAGAAUGCACGCCCAUCUAUGAACCCGGUUCCGGUAAGUACGACAUAAUCACGCCGGUGUACGUCGCAUCCACGAGAUCGCCGGUCACCCUGAAGCCGAAGCACCGCAAGGAGAACAUCCAGGAGCGCCCAACCUGCGACGACGAGGAGGACUGCGAGGAAGGAUCCGGCGAGCCGGUCACCACCGAGGAAAUCUUCGUCACGUCGGUCACCGAUUCCAGCUCGGUGACGUACACGACAGCCCGCGAGUACACGACCAGCCACAUCAGCACGCAAACGUCUCCAGGCUCACCGUCGACAUCGACCCGGGAUAUCGUCACCGUCUCCGUCCAGUACAAUGUGUCAACCACAGACCUCGAGACCAGCCACGCCAGUAGCGUCGUGACGCCUAGAUCGACGACUGUGACGACCCAAACGACCACCACGGAGAUGACGGACCCGCCGCCACCGCCUCCGCCCCCGGUCUACCCUCCGGUGCCUACACCGCCGAAGAACAACAACAACAAGAGGAUAACGAGCGAGACGGAGGAGAACGCGGCGCUGAUAAUCGGCAUCAUAGCCGCGGCGCUGAUCGCGAUCAUCCUGAUCAUCCUGCUCAUCCUGAAAUUCAAGAGCCGUCCGGAGACCAGUUACAAGGUCGACGAGACGAAGACCUUCUGCCAGGACCCGAACGCCGCGCUGCUGGGCGCGGCCGGGUCCGGCCAGCCGUUCAACGGCUCCCUGAAGAACGGGGCGAACUGCAGCAAAACCAACAAGAAACGCGAACUGAUAGACAUCAAAGAGUGGUACGUGUAGAGACGGCCGUGGUCCUCGAGAGCCACGUGCUUCGAUAUGGUGCCAGGUGUCCACGUGUGCGUUUGAACAAGCUACCGAACGAGUGAGCCUCCCCUAGAUUCUUCGUUGGUGCUACGGUGAACAAGAGAGACUGGUCCCGGGAAGCGGCUUCCGGCAGAAAAAAAAGAAAAAGCAGAACGGCGUGUUCCUUGCUUCCGGGGUGAGACCAACCGGUGUAACAGUGAUCGAUAACUCGUGAAAACUCGUUCGGGAAUCGGCGAAUGCCUCGAUGGGACUGACAGGGUUCACUCGUCGUCGCGGCUCAAUCGAUGUAUUUCGCGAGGCCACCGAACAGGUAAACAUAUCCGAGUGCACAUCGCGUCGACGAUGAACCCGAUCGGAACCGGACAAGGAUCCAACGCGAUCGACGAUGUGCUAAGCAUCCGAUCCGCACAGAAGCCAAGACUGAUGUCGCGCCGACGGUAGGCUAAACACUGAUUAGCGUCGAGGCUGACGAUUUGUUAACCGUUCGAAGAUUGCGCCGAAGGUCGAGCCGAAGGUCGAGCCCGAAAGUCGGUCGAAGGUGGCGCCGAUCAGAGAGAGAGAACCGGUCCGAGCGCCGGCGGAGGUAGUGCAUUUCGUUAUCAAUUCGUUAGGGCGAUGCUCGAACUAAUUCCCAGCAUUCCUCGCGGGCGCGGACGAGCAUACGGCCGCCGUUGGGAGCCUUGGAAUACGGCUCGCGCGCUCCUCCGCAAAUCAAACUUCUUCCUUGUUGCUAUAUUGUUAGUUGUGUAUUAUAUUUAUUGUAUAUGAAAGAUUUAUUGUGUACCAUAGAACGUUCGCGUGCAUGAUCCUUCCUUUAGACCACGCCGUUGCCGAAACGGAGAACCGUUUCCGGCGGUAUGCCACGGCGAGAAACGAUGAAAUCCUGGCUGAAUGCCGAGAGGGGGUUAAACACGUUCGUUAAAAAUUAUAAAAUAUUUAUUCGUGUAAUGUAAUAAUUGGUUCUACGUGUUUAUUAGGUCGUUAAGUGUGAAAUGUCCGAUUCGAGAUGAAAAUUUGGUUCAUCAUAUCUCGGGCAAGAAGUAAUAUAAUUAAUCAAAAUAUGCGCCUGAACUAUCAAUCCCUUCCCAAUGCAAAAAAGAAGAAACAAAGGACGAUCGAAAUGAAAUAUCGGAAACUUGAUGCUUUAGGUAAUCGGACAUUUCGUGCUUAAUGACCUAAUACAUACUGAUACUUUUUUUAAGUCGAAGUAUGUACAUGGUUUUCUCUACAAGCCCCCCGAAUCCUGCAAUGGCAUUAAGGGCUCUCUUACGAGCUCCCAAACAAAAUCUUCGGUUCUCCAUUGCGUGACAAUUGGACACGUAAACUGUCACCUUCUACGUGAAUUGAUAUCCUCCAGGAUUUAAGUAAAAAAAAAAGAUGAACUCGUCACUUGAACUAGUUACUUCCGAUACAAAGUUUGGUCCGUUUCGAACCAAAGUUGUAAACGUGAUAUCGAACGAAAUUAUAUUAGACUACGGAUUCUAUGCAAUUUGUCGCAAGAAUUAAUAGAUGAAACACGAAGCAAGUCCGUAGUCUAAUUAGGAGCUAUUUGCAUUCGGUUCAGUAAGAAGAUCUUUACGUUGAUCUCGAAAAAACGAGUUCGUAAACAUGGAAAAAAAUAAUUGACGUGUAAACAGCUUGAUGGAUUUAGCUACGAGUACGCCGACUCGUCGAAUGUCAAUAUUACGUUUUAUCGGUCCAACUGUGUAAUGCGAUCGUUAACUGACGCGACACAAACUUAUUCUCGCGUUUACGAAUCGUGCACAGUGGACACCUUUGGACCGACAAGGUUCAACUCCGUGAUCAACAAAGUACCCCGAUUUCGACGAUUGAAAACUACUGUGUCAUCUUCUCGAGAACUCUUUCCGAAAAUCUUGCCAAUUCGAUUGAAAAUUAGAAAUGCGUAUUUCGGCUAGGAUUCCGCGGAUUCUCGCAACGGCGGUGCGUCUGCGGAGAUAGAGGGCCGCGUUGUCGCGCCGUAUUUCAAGGGUUGGACACGCUUCCGGUCGAAGGAUCUUUCGUAGUUCAGUAUACAAUGUAGGCGAACGGGGGAGAAAGUGUUGGGAUGAACGGAGCGCAGGAACGAAAGUAUCGAUGCGAACGAUCCUAUCUAGCGAUUAACGAACUUAUUGUUGUAUAGAGAAAGAAAAAAGGAAAAAAGUAUACACGCAUGUGCGCGUACGUGCAUGCACGUGGCAAGCGCGCGAGGCGAAUCGACACGUGUAUGGACGCGCGUGUACGCAGAUAUGACAUUUAUCGAUUAUGUUAUACGUGUAAAUUGUUUAUGAAAUUAUAUAGAUUUUAUUAACGAGAAAGAGCGUGGAGAGCGCGUUUCAGUGUACGUGUGUGCGUGGUUGUGUGCGUGUACCGUGUAUAUGGGCCCCGCGUUCCGCAACGCGAGGAGUCGCGACAGCGAGACGCGACGAUUGGCGAACAAUGCCAAAGCUAAUUUAACGCGAGAGAUAAUUAACGCAGUAGGUUCUAAGUGACUCGGAGGACACUGUCGAGUGAUCGACAACACGGCCAUUGCGCAGGGACGCUUCUACGAAAGCACAGAAUGCGAACACAGUAUUUGCCAAACAAGGAAAACGAACCGUUUGACCGGUGCUUAACCCUUUGACGUCCAUUUUCACCAUUUCAUUUUCAACAUGCUCGUGCGGAUCUCGCGCGUUCCGACCAUUCGAACUCCGACGAUGUUCCUCGACGACACUCGUAUUUCUAAAUCUCGACAUUUCUUCACGCCAUGUCUGUUCCCGCGGCUUCGCGAACCGAAAGCGAGUAAUCGGGAUCUUGUCGCUGAAAAGGAGGGCUCCAAAGGGUUAAUUAUAUCCGCCGACGGCAUAGAUGGCUGAUUUUGCUUUGUCGCAUCCAGACUCGCUGAUCCCUCGGAAGCUUUCUGCCAAUCUUCGAUUCAAGAAGCGAUCGUUGUCCUGCUCAUCGUGCCACGUUGAUUCUGUCGAUUCUGCAGCGGGUUUGUUGCUUUUUAAAACUAGUGCUAGCUUUUCGGCGCGUACCUGUGUCGGUUAGAACAUUAGUCGGCUCAUGUUUCAUCCUUGAAUGGAUUAUCGACGAACUUCCAUCCUGUAACGAAACUUCCAACGCUUCGGUAACCGAGAACAGUGUUAGCCGCGUCGGUGUGUAAGGAAAUCGGGAACACCGAUGUACUAUUUCGAGGGGAAUUAUGCUUCACUUGAUCCUCGACUCACCGAGAAGUUCGUCUUGGAAAUGAGGAGCGUAUUUGCGCCAGCGAGGAUAGGAGACAUGAAUCAGGAGAGUAUAAUAAUCGUGAUUGAGCAUGAUUAAUGGGGCUCUACGUAGCAUAACAUUAUACAGACUAUGAGAUUAUAUUAAAAUAUAUUCGUAGACUGUGGAUCGUAUUUCUGACAAAGCGGGUACCUCGAAUGCAAAGCUUUUCAGAUUUCCAUCUCGUUUUAGUGAAAGUAAAUGCAUUCAAAAAAUAAUCUAGAACACCGUUAUUUCGAACGUAUUGAAAUUAUUCUGCGGACAAUUCUUAAUUUGGCAUAAAUAUCCACAGUCUAUAAUUUUAGUUCCAACGAAAUGACAUAUAGUGGUGGAUCAUUUAAAAGUGUCAGGUUACUUGUACUAAAAAGCUCUUGUUGCGGUAUUUCUUCGUUAAAAUAGAUGAAAGUUUUAAUGUCCCGAUACAAAUUUCGCAAGGAGGAAAUAAUUUGACAAAUAGCGGGCAAUUAGGCAAGUAAUAAUAAGUAAAUAUUGUCGAUUAUCCAGUAAAAUAGUUGGUUUAUCUAAUAAAAAUUAGGGAAAUCGAUCUAACAGUGAUCAAGGUAACGCAAAAUGCUAGCACUAGCCGAAGCCUCAACUUUUUUUUUCGUACAGUUUCAGCCGCGUCAUUGUAAUUAUCAUUGCGCGAAAGAUUCCUGGAAUUAUUUGAGUCCUCAUGGAACAUUUGUUGAAGGGGCCGACUCGUCAAAGAACUAUUUUCCACGAGCGAAACGUUUUCGAGCUCUCGACGCGUAUUCCUAGAACGAUUAACUCGUUGGAGCGGCGAAACUCCGUGCUCGCGAAAGAGAGAAAGAGAAAAAGAAAGGGAGAAGGAGAGAGAGAGAGAGAGAGUGAAAGAAUGUGGAAAUGAUGGUCGAGGGAACCAUUACCUCGAAAGACAAGAAGAAAAACGUCCGAUUGUUGAAAGCUUUUUAAUACUUAGCAAAAUGCUUGGCGCGUAGAGAACCUGCAGUCGGUGCGCCAUUUUCUUUGAAACCGGCGUUCCUCGAACCUGGAAAACUUAAAACAGGGAAUAUUUCGUGCCGAGUUGGAAUCAGCCGUUGUGAAUCCCUUCGGGAAUAUCUUCUCGAGAAAGGAAAAUUAGAUUUUAUUCGAACGAACUGAAUAGUAUGUCUCGAUUUGUUAUUUAAGGCAUAAUUAAUAUUGGUAAGGAACGUUUGCGGUAAAAUAUUCUGCACUUAAUUAACGAUAUAAUUAACUCCCGACGAAGCACGGAAUCUAAAAAGUUAAAAGUAUUUAGGAUUCUAGAAUUGCUAUAAAGCACAAAGCUUGUAAUAAGAUACGGAUGUAUAAACAUCAAAGACAAAAUACUAAAAAGAAUUUAUGCAAGUUGUAUCGAUCUAUAAGCGCUUACACGUUUGAGAAAAUGAGUAAAACGUUUUAUAUUGUUUUUAUUAGUUGAUAGGGAUACACGUGAAACACGUAAGCGGAGUGUUUUAAUUAUAACGUGCGUGUUCCUCGAAAGGGAAAAGGAAAUGCAAAAAUGGGGAAAACGAAUUGAAUUUAUAGGAUAAUAUAAAAAAUAACAACACGCGUUCACUUUUAUCAAAAUUAAUAAUUCCACGCUGGUGUUUCGUUGACACAAGAAUUUCAAAAUAUGUACUUACACUGCCGUUCAGAGACAUACUCAAAGCACUACGCAAACUGCACAAAACUUACUUUUUAAAGACCAUUUACGAUUGUAACUUUCAUGGCAACUUAUAACUUUAACGGAUUUCUCUUUAAUAUAUGAUAUUUUUAAAAAGACAAAAUAAACAAAAAAAAGAUAACGAAGAUACCAUAUUUGUUUAGGAAACGAGGAGCACUGUGAAUUUUUCUGCGACAGUGUUCGUUCGAUUCAAUUUUCCCUCUAAACUAAUUCAAUUAAAGGUUGCAUCUUAAAUGACUUUAAUCGAGACCUCUUCGUCGAUGUGGAAAAAGGUUCCUGGAAUUUCAUUGUUAUGCAAAAAUGAACUAUUGCUAUUCGUACUCUGUAUUUAUUCCGAAGAAUAUGUAAAGAAACCAAAACGAGCGCGGCUUUGUUGCUCUCGCUCUCAACGGGGUAAGAAGAGAAAUAUACCCCUUGGGGAAAACCGUGCUCACGUUUCCACAUAGAAACUCUAUUUCGAGAGAAAUGCAACUAAAAUAGCAAUAUUAUCAUUCGGUUAUGUAUGACUACAAACUUCCAGGGGACUCGUAAGUCUACCCUGCAUAAUUUAUAAGGGAACAUUAUUAUUUCCGGCUUUUUUCUGGUAAAAACUCCAAGAUAUCGGAAGGUUCGAGGAACACCGAUCGAAGCGUAAGUUCUCGGUUGACGGCGCUCUCGAAGCAACUUUAAGACUUCGACUGCGAUUCCCCCAUCCGAUUUACUUCCCCCUUAUUAAUUCCGGAAAGCCUAGCUCUCGCUGACGAGUGUGCUCGUUAGGGUCGUUAUCGUCACAAUGCCGCGUUCCGGCAUAGAAACGUGCCUCCCCGCCACUCCCCGUAGGUGUCUCGUUACGACGAUCGACUUCUUCCCCCCUUUCUUCAAUUAGCAUUUAAAACGUCCAUCCUCCCCGGCCCUCGCCGAGCAAUAUAAUUGGCUGCGACCGAACGCGGAUGUUUAACCCUUUGGAGCGGCGCGGAGCCGCUGUUUUCUUAUUUUUAACGAGACGAUCUUUAUCAUUGUUCACGACCGGCUCCGAGCUCCAGGCUGAAACCGAUAUUUCGAUCAUUAGUCCGACGUGUACGAUUCUCGUUAAUUCUAGGACAACGAUCAAUUACACUUCGUUUGUAGUGUACACGUUAAAGAAGCGCGUCUUGUAACAGAAACGAAAAAGAGAUCGAAAGUUUCUAAGAAAAGAAUUGUGGGUGAAAUUUUCCACCCGGAGGAGAACGGAACGUAUAACUGUUAAAAAGAUAUAAUCAAAUUUCGUUGAUCGUAAGUAGACUGCGGAUCAUAUAUCGUGCAAAAUAAAGACUGUCUGCAAUCUUUGCGAAAGACAGUUUCGUUGUUCUUCAACGAUUUUAGUAGAUUUUUUUAUUAUUUUUUAUUUUAUUUCUUUCAUAAAUGCACGAAAUCCACAGUCUAGCCGUGAGCUUGAUUUUCUUUUUGUAUGAAACUUUUUCCCAUUCGAUGUCCUGAUUGUAACGUAACGAUUAGUGCUUCGUGAAACGAUGAUUAUGGGAUGGAGGAUUACCAGGGCAGACAGGCCAUCGAAACGACAGAUUUUCGAAUCGACAGACGAGCCACGGAAUGUGUUUUGAGAAAAAGAGUCUUAUCCAAGGUGCGAACGUGGUCUUCGACAGGUGACAAUGCCGGGGUACUGGCUCUCAGGGAAGCACAAUUAUACCGCGAUUCAACUCCAAAGAACACAAUCUAACCGAUCACAGCCCCAAACUAACGCAUAUCAGAGAACGAUUCCAGGUGAUCUGCGACCGAACCGAAUCCACAGAACGUCGCGUCGCGCGGACCGAUGACGGUAUUUUUAAAGUUUAUCCGAAUCAACGUUGAUUUUCGUCUGCUUCUCGACACUCGAAUGCUCUCGCAUCCUGUUACUAUAAAUACUACCGGUCGAACCGAUAAGGGAUAUCAUUUCAGUGACGCUUGCUCGUGUACAAAACUUCUUGAAACGCGACAAACACACAGAUACACAGGCAUAUACACACAUAUGCUUACAGCCUUUUUUCUCUGCUACUUCUCUAAAAAAAAAGAAAAAAACGACGGGUAAAAGAAACAGAGAACCGAGACGCAAAAGAUAGAGAGUAGUAAGAAAAAUCUCGAAACUCUUUUAUAUCUUCUAUCGCACAAGAGCUUGACGGAUCCACGUGCAGCACGACCUUCACCGAUAAAAGCAAGAGCCGCAAACAGCAAUGGCUUCUCACUGGCCGCUUUCUUCGACUUUCCUUUUCUUCUUUCUCGAUCGUCGAUCGAUUUCGUUCCGAAAAAGAAACCGAUAGCGAUCAAGCUUUUCAUACACACACGUAAACACACAAACAUACACGCGCGAGCGCGCGCACACAGAAAGACAUAUACACGACGCGCUUUGAAUGGCACAAUGAACUCUUCGAAAACUCUCUCGACUUCGCCGGGACUUGCAAAUCUUCACCUUCGAGAUCAUUCGUAGGCUAUAAAACGAUAAGUCGAUGUGGAUUUUGUAAUAUUUACGUGGCUACAGUUGAGUGGGCAGUCUUAACGAUAUCAUCGACGACCGACGACGCAAUAUCGACGAUCCAUGCCCGAGAACAGGCCCGUCGGAGGAUCGACGGAUAGAUCCUCGAUCGCGGUAGCGCCGCGUGUCUUCUCUCGGACAGCAUUUGCGCGACUGCGAUCCGAAAACUAUCGACUAUCGACGAAACGACGUAACCGAAUUCAAUGAGACGCAUCGUCCACAUACCGCGAAAUUGAACAAGAAACCCGGUAUUUUCGUAUUAACAAUCGGAACGUUUCGCGAACCUUUUUGAUGCAUUUAAACUCUUUGUAUUAAGUCCAACGUGAUCGUUUGCAUCCCUCCGUGUAUAAACCGUGUGUGUAAAGCUAAUCCGACUAUGGGAACAGUUAAUUGAUGAAACAUCCAACGAUUUCGCUUCGUUCUUCGAGCCGAUGCGACUUUGACUUCUACCAUUUCAUUUCCGAGCGACCCUCGCGCGUCGAGGCGAGAAGGGUCGGUCAUGAAUUUCAGGGGAUUAACGAACAAUUCUCAUUAAUACGAAAAUACUAAACUAAAGAUAUCAACACAAGGAAAGUAUGAAAUUCUUUUUGAGUCGUGUACAACCUCUACAACUCUUGUCCCCCUUCUUUCUUAAGGAAACGGAUUUUCUCCAUUUCCAACUCAGCCGUUAUGUGCCAUGGAGAUGGCUGCCGAUCGCCAUACGUGUUUGCCACCCCUCGAGAAACGCAAACGGGCCGUUUCGCGCCGAAACGGAUCACUUUCUCGACGAUAUGUUCGCGGUAUUUUCGCGAGAUACGUUCGACAAGUUCGCGCAGAAAUCAAAGGAGGCUCGGAUAUUUAGCCGUCUCAAGGAAAGCCUGGGCGUUUCAUUUUCAUCAGCUCUUUUUCGUCCGGGAAUCGCAAAAGAAUGUCUUCGACCGGAGCCUCUAAUCAAAAGAAAUCUUUGAGAAUUACGAGCGAAUUUAGGGAUUCGAUUUAAACGACGCAUCGAGAAUCAAUCAAAGCUGAACGAAGCGCCGGGAGAUCUCGUCCCGAAAGUGAUCUGCUGACGCACAAUUGCCCGAGCAUAUAUUGUUAUCACUGCCCUCUAAACUCUCUAUCUGCAUAUCCUUCGAUGUACUGACGACUAAUGUUUAUACUAAACUAGUUAACUUCUAAUAAGAUAUCUUACCGAAUGCAAAAUGUUACUCUAAUUAAACUUAAACGCAUUAAACCUUGAAGUUAAGUGUGUCACGGGUAGGAUCAUACCUAAGCAUAACUAUUAAUGCGUAGUGCGGCAACCAAAGAAGAGCGUAAACGAAGAACUAACGAAAGGAAGGGAGAGCGAGGGAGGGAGAGAGUGGAGCUGAUUAGACGAGUGAGCGAGCGAGCGAGCGAGAGAGAGAGAGAAAGAGAGAGAGAGAGAGAAUGACUGAAUGGUAAGAGUGGUCGUGUAUUUAUAAGUGUAUGCGCAUAAUGCAGAAGUAAACGUGGGAAAGAGAAGUGAGGAGGUGGAGGAGAAGGCGAGAGACCGUGUGUGCGACGAGCAUUGUGAACCGGAAAGUCGUUAGAUGCUAGGCAGACACCGAAAACAGAAAAGAAUAAAAAAAUAAGCUCACACAACUGUAUCUAGAGUCGCUAUAGCUAGAUGGAAUUAUAUUUUACAUUGUACAGUCUAUACGUAUGGGUGCACUAUAUGAACCUAGAUAGUGAAAAAUAUGAAGACGCAAACGGAAAUACGCGUGAAACGUUACUGACGACGCUCCGAGCUCGAUAAAUAUUUGCUGAACUCUAGGAUCGACGGCAAUCGCAAAUAUUUUUCUUGUUCGCUACGCUGAUCGACGACUUUUUUUACACGUGCGCACGUGCACACUGGCUCGCGUGUGCGUGCGCGCGUGUCGAAUGUCGAGCGUUCGAAUGUCGUUUCGAUUCAAUUCGCGCAGGAAACGAUGUAUAAUACACAGAAUGUUCGCCGUCGCCGUUCCAAAAGGUCUAUCUUGUAAAUGUGAAUGGCGUUAAACGAAGAGUUGAAUUAUCCUUGUUUUCUUUUUUGUCCGAAUGUUCGGACAUUUUUUCGUUUCGCCGUUUUUUCAUUUCCAUAUCUCAGAAAAUAAAGCGUCGAGUGUGAGGAAGGAACAAUUCUCACUGUAGCUUGUCUUCCCAAAGAAAAUGUCUGUAUCAGCGACAAUUAUUUCGAGCACGGGAACGUGCCCGUUCAAAAACAAGGUUUGCUUCUUUUUAUUAAAUAUUUGUGAUAGCUCGUCUCCAGUUCCUAGAUAAUAAUUCAUACAUUUAUUGUAGGAAUAGGAUGAAUAAAUUUCUGGUUUGCAAGUGUAGUUCACUAAAUGAUUCUUGUCGCUGACUGCAACCGCGUGUACUUCCUGCAUUGAGGCUUGUUCGAGUUCAAAAAUACGCACUGCUCAUUUACAAGAGAACGAUUGGUAGAAGAUAACGAUAAUUUGAACAUCCUGUGUAUAUUUAUUCGUACACAGAGUUGGGCACGGUUUAAUGACUUGGCGACUGCAAUUGACAUAUUUGAUCAGCAAUUGCGAUUAAGUUUACACAUUAAGUUUUCCUCGAAGCCUCGAUUAAUGCUAAACCUACCGAAUAUUGAACGAUAACCGACACGUGUUGCCGUAUAAAAAUUACAGAAUUGAGUUGAUUUCGAUUUUGUACAAUUUUGAAUCAAGCACCGUAAAAUACGUGUGGGUUUAGUGUUGAAUAGAAUUUCAACUGGAAAUGUCAAUACAAAAAUCAACAACCGAAUUCGCCAAUUGAUUAAAUCGGUCUCCGAUUUGUCGACGAUCGAACGAUCGACUGCGAUUAAACUUUUAAAUCAUGAGCAUCGUUCUGUCGCUCGAAAAUUCGUAUCGUUCAAUGCCCAACUCUGUGUUCUACCUAUACACGGACACAUGCAUUCUCUAAGGUUGAGAGUUGAGAGAGGCGCGUCGAGCUAAUCGCUCGGCGCCGCUCGAGUCAGAUGUCUCGUUUCACGGAAAGUCGGCCCGACUGCGAGCGCAGUAUAAUUACGAGCGUAGCGUACGAUGGUGCGUAUAGAUUUUUUACACGUCAUGGCGACGCCUCUUGUGCCGUUCCGUUAGAAUUUUCCGGUUUUUACCGCGCGAAUUUACGACGCCGCACGAUCCCACGCAAUCCGCAAAGUAUUUCUUUCGGUAAUGAUUUACGAAAAGAUCCUCCUCUCCGAUUUCAAUGACAUCUGAUUAUGUUGCACAGCUUAGCAUUUUCAACAACUUUUUCCUCCGUGAAAAUUAUUGCUCUGCCAUCAGUUUCCGUGAUAUUCGUGAAAAACUGGAGACCAGAUUUUCGGGGCAUUUUGAAAACCGAUUUCGAAAACUGUAUAUUUACAAACGUUAUAAGCGCAGAUCAGUUCUGGCUUAUAGCUCUUCGUUGCUUAUUUUAAAAAGCUCUCAUGUUAUAGAGAUUGUUUACCGGUCCCCGUGCCGUGAUCACGAAAACAGUAAAUAAACGACCAUACAGCAUGAUAUUAUAAAAAGGAAAGAGUUUUUCGAAAUGUCGAGAAGUAUAAUAUAAAGUAUAAUAUAGUUUCACCAAAAUCAGAAAGGAGGAGCCUUUUGUAAUUAAUUACCUUUCUUUUUAUUUCGCGCAGCGACGUAAACGUGUCUCACAGGAGACAGAGUGAAAAGGGCGAGAGUAAACAGUGUGUCGUAUAUUUAAGGGGCAAAAGAAGAGAGAAAGAGCGCGAGAGAAAAAGAGAGAGAAAGAGAGAGAAAGUUAAGAAAAACGAAGCACGACGAGGAUACCUUUUACAACUUAAAUCAAAGCAACUCGCGCGCGCACGUGAUUGAUUAAUAUACAUAUACGAUGCGUGCACAGAGACGCAUUACGAAAUCUCUUGAAAAAUCGGAGACAUGUAAAUACAUAGAGAUAAUGCCAUAACUACGAAAUUAUAUGAAUAAAGUAUUGAAAAUGUGAA